Molecule: messenger RNA, 567 nt
Organism: Moneuplotes crassus
Lineage: Eukaryota; Ciliophora; Spirotrichea; Euplotida; Euplotidae
Source: the annotation of a GenBank genome assembly
AUGAAUUACUUUGCAUUUAGACGAUUCUCUAUUGCACUUAAAAAUAAUCCUAAGGCAUUUUUUGAUGUAUCAAUUGGAGGAAAUCCGACUGGGAGGAUGACUUUCGAGCUAUUUAAGAACGAAGUACCAAAGACUUCUUCUAACUUCCUUGAAUUCUGCAAAGGAUAUAAGCCUCUUUUAGGCCAGAAUUACUCUUAUAAAUACUCUAUAUUCCAUAGGGUAAUUCCGAGAUUCAUGUGACAAGGUGGAGACAUAAUUAAUGGAGAUGGUACAGGGACCAUUUCAAUAUACGGAGGAAGGUUCCCUGAUGAAAACUUUAAGUACAAACAUGAUAGGCCCGGCCUCUUAUCCAUGGCUAACGCAGGGCCUGAUACAAACGGAUCUCAGUUCUUUAUCACUACGGCAGAAACUCCAUGGCUUGAUGGAAACCACGUUGUUUUCGGCCAAGUUGUUGAUGGAAUGGACGUCCUUGAUAAAAUUGAACAACAAGGAACAGAUCUUGGCAGUCCUAGGCAAAGAAUUGAGAUCUCAGAAUGUGGAGAGAUCAAGGAAGAAUCUGCUGAAUAA